AAGACUUUACCAGCUGUUCCCUCAUCACAAAAGCCCGCUUUUACAUGCUGAAGGAAGAGAGAAGGAACUUGCGCGUGAGCCACCUCACAGGAUGUCUAUAGUCCGGACAGGGAAAGAUAGAGAGUCCUACACAGAGGGCUUGGACCAUAUUCUCAGCAACACAGAGUUCGAGACGUCGCAGCAGGAACAACAGAUUCAAAAUGAACUGGACAAGAUAAAAGCACACGAGAAAGAGAUUGAGGAGAAAGAGAAGGAGAUUGAAGACUUU
Messenger RNA from Geodia barretti, 268 nucleotides. The record is from the annotation of a GenBank genome assembly. NCBI's taxonomy places the organism in Eukaryota, Metazoa, Porifera, Demospongiae, Tetractinellida, Geodiidae.